AUGGUACCUACAGAGUCCGUACCAAAGCUGCCCCUGAGCACGCCCGGCCCAACAUUGACCAUGUCGAAGGCAUUCAACGAUAGCACAACAGCAACAGCAACAGCAACAGCAUCAGCAGCCCUCCCUCGCUCCUACUCCUCGCCCAGUAUCUCCUCCAAUUUCGUCAAUGUCACACAGCCAGAGAUCCUGCAGAACGACCAACUCCCCAGGUCGGCAAGCUACAGCAGCAACCUCUUCUCCCCGGAUGGAUCAUGCACGGCACAGAAGGAAGGAGUCGUGGCUGCAGAAGGGAGGCCAACGGAGCUGCAGCGCUCGCAGACGGCAGGCAUAGGGAUACAGCGGAAGACUACAAACCGCUUGACGGAGGAUGAGCGCCCCAAACUGCAGAGGAUCGGGAGGAGGAAGUCCUUGGUUCAGCGCCCAAAGUCGUGGAUCCAGAGUCUGAAGAGUGGAUCCCCAGAAAGGCAGAAAGAAGCCGGGACGCUCGUCACAGCACCAAGCGAUGCCCCUCCCGUACCUGCAAUUUCGAAGGCCAUCCGGGACAAGGAAAGCAAGACGACGAAGACCGUAUCAGAGUCGUUCGCGAACUUUGCGAGGAAGUCAUGGAUGAAUUCCUCGAGAUCACCAUCUCCGAAUCGUACCAUGUCUCGAGAGGCAGAAGGCAAUGAGAAGAUUGCUGAUGACUCGAAAAUGACGGGCCAGCCUGUGAAUACCACCCCGAAACUCGACCAGUCACAUUCGCCCCCUUCCACAACUGCUGCGACCACAACCGCUGCCGACAGCCCGCCCACGCUUCUUCGAACGGUGUCGACUUUGCGGAAGAUGAAACAGAGGCCAGCAAGUGUCCUAAUGACUUUGACAGGUUUCAACUCGACGAACUCUUCGGCGAGUAGCUUACCGAGAAGCUCUUUGGAUAACAGAUCGACACCUCGAACAUCGACUGAUAAAGUGCCACCCUUGCCAAAGAAGCUGUCCACGGACAAGAAUCCACGUAGCGCUGCUGACAUUCCGCCUCGCAAGCGAGACGAGCUCUGGCCAGCCUUUCGGUCUUUGGAGAACGAUCACUCCAAGUUCCAAUCUAAGAGCUGGUCGUUGAAGACGAACGUAGUCCGUUCAUCACUCCUGCCGUUUCUUCGCAGCCAUGCGUCACAUCCCUCGAAUAAGAAUCUGAGACCCGAAGACCUCGACCGCAGAGUGAUCAUUUUGAAUAAAUGGUGGACUGGGCUUUUGGAGGUCUUGGAUGGGAGACAGAACCAGACUGUCAGCGGGCUGGAUCGCCCUGUUCUCUUAGAAGCUUGCUACGAAAUUAUGAUAAGGCCCGAAUGGCGGCUGUCACCAUCUCAAUUUGCCCCAUUGGCAGAGCGCGUUCCCAAUCCAUCUCCCGAAAGGCGUCCCCAAUCGAGGAAGAAAUCCUCAUCCAACUCUUCGAGCUCCUCGGCCUCCCAGUUUAUGGCCGAGUCCGUCUACCACAAUACCUGCAACCUGUUCAUCCAAAAUCUCCUAGCUCAGAUGACUUUCGUUGUUGAUAAGAUGUCCUUGAGACAUGCUCCCGCAAGUCUGGUAACGUUCUGCGGAAAAGCAGCUGCGUAUGCUUUCUUUUUUGUGCCCGGUGUCGCUGAAAUGUUGGUCCGAAUAUGGAAAUUGGAAGCAGAUAUCCUGAAACGUGUUUCGGAUGUACUGAAAAUGCCAAGGAGAGCCAAUAAGCUGGAGCUGGAUCAAGUUAAUGCUGCGUUUCCUGCCCAUAUACGGUCGCUGGCAUGGACGUCUGUGAAGACAAUGAUAACCCAGCUGCGGCAUGAUCCCACGUUGCCGGUGAUGGCAACAAAGAUACAAUGGCACGGGCCUUGGGCUGCUCGCUGGUGUGGACGAGAUAGUGGUUUGUUUUUCGUGUUCGUGAAGCAUUAUCAUGUACUGGCCGAGGAGUUCCUGCCGUCAGGUCUUCCUCUCGUUGAGAAAGGUCGCGCUCCAGGCUUCAUGUUGGUUCUGGCCCAAGUACUUACAGCGCUCGAUGCAACUGUCCAUAGACAGCCAGCAGCUGAUCCGUUACCAAUCACGUUCGACGAUGUUCUUGCAGGUGCCGAUGCGAGUGCUGCCGCUCUUCCCUUGCCAUCGACCAACUCUGCGAGGCUCAUGGCUGAAAACCGCCUGAUCAUGCUGUUGCGAGACUUCCUACCAGAGAAACCCUCGGAUUGUAAUGCUGCGCGGAAAACUUUUGCUGAGGCGUUUGGGAAGAUGAUGAAAGCCUCGGCCGCAAGAACGUCUCUGUUUGACCACAAUUCUUGCUUUGUGCUUCUGGACUUCGCCGAGGAAGCAUUAAACAUCUAUGUUCGAUUUUCAUAUGCGCAUGAUCUUGAGUGGGAUUACAUUGAUUGGCCGUUUUGGUUGACUGUCUGCAAGAAGAUGCUGGAAAGCCAGAACACCAUGUCAGAGAUACGCCUUUUCGCCUUUCUCUAUGGUUCUUGGCAUCUGAUUACAGCUGAUGAGCGUCGAAAGGAGAUCAUGUGCUUGCAGUGGCUGUUGUCGGAAGAGACGUUCGAUAGAUUUUUUAACCAUUGGUGUCCAAUGGUCAGAGCGUACUUCAUGCGGCUUUUGUGUUGGCGACUCUGUCGGGACGAAGGAGAAGCCAGUGACUUGGAUACGAAAAUAUUCUCGAGGCUAUCUAUCCGACUCAAAUCUAAUUGGGCACAUCACCUCUUUCUCAAACAGUGUGCCGAAGAAGCACGCAUCCUUCCACCAUCGACAACACCAUGCUGUCCAGCUCCCGGCCGACGUCUAUUGAUCAUUCGAAACGACAGCCAGAUACAAGCUGCAAGUCUCCUUCUCGGAUUUGACGGUAUUGUCAACUCAUUGUCUUCCCAAGGAACCCCCGGUGCCAACCUAGCCGCGGCAUCAACGAGGUCAUCUCUUGCUGCCACCCCCCAAUCUGAGGCUGCAGAUGCUGCUGUCAAAGCCAAGAUCUUAAGCGACCCAUCACCUCCCGCGCCGAACAAGAGACGAUGGACAUUCCUGGGCAAGGCCAUCCCCAUCCCCUCAUCCUUCACCUCUACCCCCGAGACUGAUCCCUCCGAGGCCCGGGCCUCCAGCCCAACAAAUUCACUUGAAGAAGCCCGACUACAGACAGCAACCGCUCGUUCCCGGCCAACGAUGCACUCCAAGACCUCCAGUACCGACAGCGACACACCACCUGCAACAUCCACACACCGCGUCUUUUCCUUCAAGUUCUCGCUAGAAUGGUCGCAGCAUUUCGAAAAACCAGCCAGCAGCUCUCCCCAACAGGGCCCUCGCAUGGCACCAGGCUCCGAACGCCGCAUGAUGCCUCCACGCCUCCCAACACCGGCUCAAGCUUGGAUAGGCGCUAAAGUGCCAGGCAUGAGUCAGGAGAUCGCACCUAGGGAUCCGAAGCUUGAUGAUCUCCCUGGGGGCGAGAGGGUGAGGAGAGCCAAGUACGCUGGGCGGGCGCUCGCGGAGUGGGCUCUUGUGGUAGUGGAGUGCAAUAAUUUCGUAGAUAGACGGAGAGCCGAGGGCGUACCGGGGUUGAAGUGGGUAGAAGUACCCACUUUAGGUGUCGAGGGGUUUAGACGCUUCAAUUGA
Molecule: messenger RNA, 3591 nt
Organism: Drepanopeziza brunnea f. sp. 'multigermtubi' MB_m1
Lineage: Eukaryota; Fungi; Ascomycota; Leotiomycetes; Helotiales; Drepanopezizaceae
Source: RefSeq, a predicted model, not a curated record